Durio zibethinus is the source of this 1454-nucleotide messenger RNA. RefSeq names its product nuclear transcription factor Y subunit A-7-like. Lineage: Eukaryota; Viridiplantae; Streptophyta; Magnoliopsida; Malvales; Malvaceae. Gene Ontology annotation, biological process: regulation of DNA-templated transcription. The record is from RefSeq and is a predicted model, not a curated record. Gene Ontology annotation, cellular component: CCAAT-binding factor complex. Gene Ontology annotation, molecular function: DNA-binding transcription factor activity; DNA binding.
GUGCACGUCCAUAAUAGUCAUCAUGUGUUCUGCUUAACUCAUUUUUUAUAGUGAAACAACAAUUUUCGUUUUGGUAGUGCUCUCUUAAAUUCAUUUUUCUCAGUUUCCAAACACAGACAGCAGAGAUUUAUUAUAAUUUCACCUUCGCACAACAGAAGAAACGUAAAACACACCUCUGCAGCACAGAAUUUUUAGUCACUUUCUCUAUUUAAGAUUUGAGUUUGCAGAUCCUCUGUUCACAACAGCCUCAUGACUUCCUCUGUGCAUGAUCUUUCUGAUAAUAAUGAAGUUGAUGAGCAGCAAAAACACUCCGAGUCCCAGGACCAGUCCUCAUCUCCUGCAGCAGGACUUUCUCCCUCUGCUGUCACAACCCCAAACAUCGCAUACACAACACCUCAACAUGCUGUGGCACCAGUUUCUUACCCCUAUCCAGAUCCCUAUUAUAGAAGCAUCUUUGCUCCCUAUGAUGCUCAACCAUAUCCGCCACAGCCUUAUGAUGGUCAACCUAUGGUCCAUCUUCAGUUGAUGGGUAUUCAGCAAGCUGGAGUUCCUUUGCCGUCAGAUGCCAUUGAGGAACCUGUAUUUGUUAAUGCAAAACAAUAUCAUGGCAUAAUGCGACGGCGACAAUCUCGUGCAAAAGCUGAAUCAGAGAAUAAAAUUGUCAAGCCUCGUAAACCAUACUUGCAUGAAUCCCGUCAUUUGCAUGCAUUGAAACGAGCCAGAGGAUCUGGGGGUCGGUUUCUCAAUUCAAAGAAAAAUGAAACCAAACAGAAUGAUGCAGCAUCAGGUGAUAAAUCACAGUCCAAUGUCAAUCUUAACUCCGAUAAAACUGAGGUUGCUUCUCCGGAGGGCACAUCUUUAAAUUUUGGAAGCAAUUGCUUUUAAAUACAGUGGCCUAUUGCCAAUAGCCAGAGAACAUAGUUUCCACAGUAGCCACAUAUAGUUUCGGCAUUGCCUCAUUCUAGCUUUGUACUUAGAACUCAGUAGCGUGUAUAGAUUUGAUUUUCUAGGAAUAGGCAGGACCAUAGGUAGUGUUGUUGAAGUGCAUUGAUAUAGUUCAUUCUCCUAAAUGCUCAUUGUUUCCUGAGGAACUGAUAAUUUCAGACAGAAAACUGGUUGAUUUGUGUUUAAAUAGUUUAGCAAGGGUUAGGUCUUGUUCCUGUGUAGCAUGCGCUUUUUUCGUUAUCUAUUCUUAUCAACUUGGAUAAUAAUUUGAAAUGGUUUAAUUGAUUUUGUAACUUGUUUUAUGUUUCUGAAUAUCGAUUAUUCUUAUCAAAUGUUGAGUCAUAAGUAGGACAAACAAAUAUCGGUGGUAAUGUUUGAGGAGAAAAUCAAUCCUCAAGCCUUGUUUUAUUUGAGGGCAAACAAUAACAUAUGUCCCAAUUAGAUAUGAUCUCUUCAUAACAUAUGCCCCAAUUAUAUAUGAUUUCUUCAUCAAAAGCCAAAGGGUAUAU